Messenger RNA from Copidosoma floridanum, 759 nucleotides. Its product is annotated as venom peptide isomerase heavy chain-like. Gene Ontology annotation, molecular function: serine-type endopeptidase activity. NCBI's taxonomy places the organism in Eukaryota, Metazoa, Arthropoda, Insecta, Hymenoptera, Encyrtidae. The record is from RefSeq and is a predicted model, not a curated record. Gene Ontology annotation, biological process: proteolysis.
AUGAUUCUUUUGAAAGUAAUUGCUGCAUUUUUGGUGAUCCAAGUUAUAAAGGUUCAUGGACAUAGGGCGAAAGAAAGUGAUUUUCCAUUUUUCGUGUCUGUAAAUAUGAGAUCAUCUCACGGCUUCAAGUUUCGGUGUGGCGGUGUACUUGUUAAAGACAACUAUGUCCUCACGACAGCUACUUGCGUGGUAGAUGGUACCAAGGACGACUAUCAAGUCGUUGUUGGCACUAUUUCAAUUAACCCCAACACGAAAAAUAUAAAUGAGCAGCGACCCUCUAUCAGCACAAUUUUAUUCCACAAUCGUUUCAAUAAAAAAACUUACGAACAUGAUUUAGCUAUCUUGAAGUUGAAAAACGGAGUAAAACUCAACAAAUACGUACGAAUCAUCGAGUUACCUGAGCCUCACGAAAAUCCAAGCAAAGGAAAUAUGGAUCAGUUUGUGGUUGGCUACGAGUAUAUGUUCAGUUAUGGACUGCAAUAUUUCAAAGGUCAUGUCAUCUUCAAUGAAUAUGAAUCAAAGUAUUACUUCAAUAACGAAGAAGAGGAGGCAAUUAUGUCAGCCGACGUAUGUGUUGAAAAAAGUGGAGAUGGAUACAAGCUAAUUGGGUUUGACAAUGUAGGAGCCAUCUCCCAUGUUUCACCAGAUGUCAAUUGGAUUAAAAAUAAUAUCGUAAACAAUGCAGAAGAAGACAUUAUCCAAUGUAGAGAAGAGUGUUUCAAAAGUUGUUAUGGAAAAUCUACCAAUGAUUAUAUGUAA